ACUGAGGGCUAUCUGGUUCACGCGCACUUGGGAGGGGGCUGAAGGAAUUUUAGGUUUGGAGGAGGGGCGUGAGCGCGCGGGAAAUCGGGCGGGAAGCGAGAGGGGGGAAAAAAAAGGCUUAGGGCGCGAGCCUGUUGGUUCCUGUUCUCAGUCGCGCGGCCCGGGGACCGCUGUUGCGCGAGAGGAAGGCGGGACGCCCAGUUCUGUCCUUUAAGCAUACAACUGGAUUUGGUUUAUUCAUUUUGAGAGUAUCUUUUAACAGGGCCAUUUCUGAACAGUAGAGAUAAUAAUUACUCCACUGAACAAGCUGUUCCAAAUCCUGUCAUCAAAUCCUAUGUUCCUGUUCCAGAUGGUAAUACAUACACAAUAAUUUAUUUUAAAAGAAUGAAUGUAACUAAUAUUGCAUUAAGAGUUGAAACCUGGCUUUUAGCUACGUGGCAUGUUAAAGUACCUCUAACGUGGUUGGAAGCUUGUGUUAACUGGGUUCAAGAGGAAAAUGAUAAUGUUAAUUUGAGUCAAGCACAAAUGAAUAAACAAGUAUUCGAGCAAUGGCUUCUUACUGAUCUGAGAGAUUUGGAACACCCUCUUUUACCUGAUGGCAUUUUGGAAGUUCCAAAAGGAGAACUGACUGGAUUUUUUGCUCUGCAGAUUAAUUCAUUGGUUGAUGUCAGUCAGCCUGCAUAUUCCCAGAUACAGAAGCUGAGAGGAAAGAACACAACGAAUGACCUAAUUACAGCUGAAACACAGGUCACCCCAAAACCUUGGGAAGCAAAGCCUUCACGCAUGUUGAUGCUACAGCUAACUGAUGGAAUUGUACAAAUACAGGGAAUGGAAUAUCAGUCUAUUCCAGUUCUUCAUAGUGAUCUUCCCCCAGGUACAAAAAUUUUGAUUUAUGGAAACAUUUCUUUCCGCCUUGGCGUGCUCUUAUUGAAACCAGAAAAUGUGAAGCUGUUGGGAGGAGAAGUAGAUGCUCUUUUAGAAGAAUAUGCCCAAGAAAAAGUACUUGCAAGAUUAAUUGGGGAACCUGAUCCUAUAGUUUCAGUUAUACCAAAUAAUCCUAACCAAAGCAUCCCAGGAAUUACAGAUGUUCUAGAUCCUGCAUUAGGACCUUCUGAUGAAGAACUCUUGGCAAGUCUUGAUGAAAAUGAGUUUGCAGCAAUUAAUGAUACCUCCUUAGACAGAAGAUUUUUCAGUACAGAUAGUUCUUCAAAUACUAUUACCACAAGGCAGUCAAGCUUUGAAGAACAACGUAUUAUUUCUCCAAAACCAAAAGAGAAACCACCAGAUCCAUCCAUGUGUUUCACUGAUGGGGAAUUAGAUGACUUUUCACUGGAGGAGGCCUUGCUUUUAGAAGAAACUGUCCAGAAAGAACAAAUGGAAACUGAAGAAUUGCAGCCAUUGACUUUGAACAGAACCCCAGAUGAAAGUAUAGAGAUAGUUUCACAAAUGGAAACUGAAGAAUUGCAGCCAUUGACUUUGAACAGAACCCCAGAUGAGAGUACAAUAGAAAGAGUCUCACAUAAACCUAAUACUCUGGGUAAUUUUUCUUUGACUUGCAAAAGCAGAAAUAAUAAUUGGAACAAAAAAAAUUUAUCUGAACAAAUGAUUAAUGAAGGCAAAUCUUUUUGUAGUCCAUCUGCUGGAGACCAAAACAGUAGUGUUUUUUCAGUUCAUAAUAAUGUACCCCUUCCCCAUGAUUUUACAAAUAAAGACUCAGAGACAGACAAUAAAAUAAAACAAACCUUCAGCAGUAUAGAUGGACAUUCCUUAAAUAAUAAAAUAUCAAUAUCAAAUGGAGAGCUGGUAAAUUAUGUACCAAAAAGCAGUUCACACAUUUCUAAUGAAAAUGAUCACCAUUUACAGACUUGUUCAAGAUCAUCAGAGUACAGCACUCCUCUUUCUAGUGCCAUGGAUUUAUAUUCUCCACCCUUUAUCUAUUUGUCUAUUCUAAUGGCCAGCAGACCAAAGAAAAUUACAACAGUGAAGGUCAAAGCAUUUAUUGUAACCUUAACUGGAAAUCUUUCAAGUUCUGGUGGCAUUUGGAGUAUAACAGCAAAGAUUUCUGAUGGUACUGCAUAUCUAGAUGUAGACUUUGCAGAUGAAAUACUUACUAGUUUGAUAGGGUUUUCAGUACCAGAAAUGAAACAGUCAAAAAAGGACCCUCUUCAAUACCAAAAGUUCCUGGAUGGUUUGCAGAAGUGUCAGAGAGAUUUAAUAGAUUUGUGCUGUCUAAUGACUAUUUCAUUUAAUCCUUCCUUGUCUAAAGCAAUGGUACUGGCAUUGCAAGAUGUUAAAACAGAACACCUUGAGAACCUAAAGAAACGACUGAAUAAAUGAUUUAGUAAAAUUGUAUUAGAAAACAAUUAAAAACAAAAAUACUUAGAAUUAAACUUGACCUUUUAUGUUUGAAUUUUUUUUGUGAAAGAGGAAAAGGAAAUCAUAACUUAUUUCAGUUUAA
Canis lupus familiaris (dog) is the source of this 2458-nucleotide messenger RNA. RefSeq names its product RecQ mediated genome instability 1 (gene RMI1). NCBI's taxonomy places the organism in Eukaryota, Metazoa, Chordata, Mammalia, Carnivora, Canidae. Gene Ontology annotation, molecular function: nucleotide binding. The record is from RefSeq and is a predicted model, not a curated record. Gene Ontology annotation, cellular component: RecQ family helicase-topoisomerase III complex; nuclear body. Gene Ontology annotation, biological process: double-strand break repair via homologous recombination; resolution of meiotic recombination intermediates. The transcript is spliced from 4 exons. The coding region runs from base 385 to 2337 and encodes 650 amino acids.